Molecule: messenger RNA, 540 nt
Organism: Elephantulus edwardii (Cape elephant shrew)
Lineage: Eukaryota; Metazoa; Chordata; Mammalia; Macroscelidea; Macroscelididae
Product: CMRF35-like molecule 7-like
Exons: 4
Coding region: 1-540 (179 amino acids)
Cellular component (GO): plasma membrane
Molecular function (GO): transmembrane signaling receptor activity
Source: RefSeq, a predicted model, not a curated record
AUGCCCCAUACAGGCAUGGAUGGGGAGAGUGGGUAUAAGAAGAAGCUCAAGAGUGAAAGUGAGAGAAAGCUGAAAGCAAAGGAGCUGAGACUGCAGCGUCCUUCUGAGAAGCUCUUCCAUGAGGAACUUGGUGAACAGAAAAUGCUCCUAGGACUGCUCACCUCCAUUCUCUUCUGGCUUCCAGGAUGCUUCACCUUGUCCGGUCCAAGUGACGUGAGUGGUCCAAAGACAGGAACAUUGACAGUGGAGUGUAAUUAUGAGGAAGGAUGGGAGACCUACUCCAAGUGGUGGUGUCGAGGUGCUCGUUGGCAGGUCUGCAAAAUUCUUGUCAAAACAACGGGAUCAGAAGAGGUGGUGAAGAAGGACCGAAUAACCAUCAGAGACAAUCAGCAAGACCGUAAAUUCAUUGUCACCAUGGAAAAGUUUGGAAAAAGUGAUGAAGACUUUUACUGGUGUGGGAUUGAGAGAACUGGAGUCGACCUUGGAGUCCAGGUUAAAAUGUCAAUUGGCCCAGCUCGGUCUCUUGCCCACAGGGAGUAA